GCCUCUCAGUUUAGCAAAGCAUCUCACCUGCACGUCUGGAAAAAUACAGAGAGCUCAACAUUAAUAUCCUCAACAAGAUAUGGAAGUCAGAGAGUCACCAGAGGGAUGUUCUCUCUCGUCUGAUGUGGGAGAGACCGGAGAGUCGGAGAGUUUCUGGAAAGCCAGCGGUUUAUAUGAAGGCCGCACAUCACAUCGAGCCAAAGAGUGGUUCAGUGUGGUUUCAGAGCUCACACUGCGAUUACAUGAAGGGAAACCUCGAAUGCCAGACUGUGACCUGGAGUCCAGCAGUGCACUCAACAUGGAACAUGCUGAGGAUAGAGCGCCCUCUUCAGUCAGGCCACAGACUGACAUUCAGAGAACAGAUAAUGCACACAGGGACCCAGAGGUCAUCUACGAUGAUGUUCCUGCUGAAAACCUCCAGCAUUCCGUAAAGUUUGUAGAUGACAUUUAUGAGGACGUCCAGAGACUGGAGGACCACGGAUCCCGCAAGUGGAGCGCCAGCGAGUUUGACAGCUACGAUGACGCGUCUGACAGUGAGGCCGUUCAUCCAGCUCACACAAGCAGCACCAAGCUGCCUGCAGAUGUGCUCAACCUGAAGCUGAGGCUGAAGCAGCGCUGUGCUGUCACCAGGAAGGAGCUGGCGGUGCAUUUGAGUCCACACCAUGUUUCUUACAUCAGGCAGAGCUGCGACAACAAGGUGCAGCAGAUCGUGAAAGCAGCCAGGAGCGGUACAAAGGAUGGUCUAGAAAAGACAAAACUGGCCAUGAUUCGCAAAGUAUCGUUCCUGCAGAGGAAAGACUCCACAGGUGAAGGAACGGACAAUGCCGGUUAUGUGGAUGUAACUGUGUGUGAGAUUAAACAUCCUCCGGCUCAACUCUGCCCCACACCAGAGGGACUGAGCAGUCAGCAGGUCGUCAGACGUCUCAUCCUCAGCUCCAUCGUACAGAGUGAGAGCAACUACCUGAACUCUCUCAAGAGAAUUCUCCAGGAGUAUCAUAAACCUCUACUGGAGCCAAAGAACAGUGUCCUAAACAUCAAGAAGGUGCAUCAGAUCUUUUUCCGUGUGCAGGAGAUCCAUCAGUGUCACUCGAUGUUCCAGAUCGCCCUGGCGUCCCGGAUGGCUGAGUGGGAUCGCAGCGAGAAGAUUGGAGACCUGUUUGUUGCCUCGUUUUCAAAGUCCAUGGUGCUGAACGUGUACAGUGACUACAUCAACAACUUCACCAACGCCAUGGCACUGAUCAAGAGAGCCUGCAUGUCUAAACCUGCAUUUCUGGACUUUCUUAAGAAGAAGCAGGCUUCCAGUUCAGACAGAAUCACGUUGUAUGGCCUCAUGGUGAAACCCAUCCAGCGCUUCCCUCAGUUCAUCCUGCUCCUGCAGGACAUGCUGAAGAACACGCCCGUCUCCCACGUUGACCGUUUGCCCCUGCAGCUCGCUCUCACCGAGCUGGAGACUCUGGCCGAGAAGCUCAACGACCAGAAGCGUCUGGCUGAUCAGGAGGCUGAGAUCCAGCAGUUAGCUCUCAGUGUCGGGGGACGCAACUUCACCAAGCUGCUGAACUCAGAGCACAGGCAGUUGAUUCACGUUGAACUGCUGACUGAGACAGUUUACGGGGACAAAGGCCAAGUCCUCAAGUCAAAGGAGCGAAAACUCUUUCUGCUCAGUGACACCCUGAUCUGUGCCAACAUCAACCUGAACAGAGGUCACCCUGACAUCAACAGCGUGGUCCCCGCUGGUCCUAAGUACUCAGUGAAGUGGUGUGUCCCUCUGAUGGAGACACAGGUAGUGGAGGUGGGACACAACAUGCAUGACAGGGACAGGGACCGGGACGUCCCAGCGAGACGCCAUAGCUCCAUAUCCAGCACCAACGAUAACAUGUUCCUGGGUCCGCCCAGACUCUACCAAGAGCUGGAGCAGCUGCACCAUGAUCUAGCUGUGGUAGAGGAAGUCUCUCUGCUGGUGGGAACCCUCAGUGGAACCUACCAGAAUCUGAACACCACUAUAUCACAGGACUGGUGUCUGGCUCUGCAUAGACUUAUCCGCCUGAAGGAGGAGGAGAUCCAGAACGCCAACAAGUCUCACCUGCAUCUGUCUGUACCAGGCAAACCUGACAGGUCUGGUCAUCCAGUGAGCAUCAGGGUGGUCUUCAACACUCCCAGCCCUCUAAGUAAGAUCUUCUGGGUGAACCGACUUCACCUCGCCAAGAUAGCACAGAGGCAGGAGAACAAUCCCGGGUGGGAGUGUGCUGAAGAGGACGAGAAGACAAAAGCUCCAUUUACUUUUCCACUGCUGACAUGCAAACUUCCUGCUCGCUCCUCCAAAACACACACACGGAAGCUGAAUGCAGCUCUUCAUAGUCCAUUUCAGUCCAGCCUGCUUGGUUUCUGCACAGCCACCACAACACUACCACAGGGUUAUCUCUGGGUAGCUGGUGGAGGAUCCAACCAUGGCCAUGUGGAGAUCUUCUCUCUGAACAGAGUCACUCCUCGUCUGGUCAAGACCAUCCCACUGAGGUCCUCGGUCUUGUGCCUGGAGUAUGUGAGGGAGCCAGUUGUCCACACAGAGGAGGAGGCUGACAAGUCACAGAGUUCUGCCAAGAUAGGAAACAUUAUUUGUGCCGGCCUGCAGGACGGCAGCAUCAAAGUGUACAGCAGCCUGGAUACGGCGGUCCAGUGCCAGCUGACUUUGGCGAACCCUGACAGCUCUCCAGUCCUCUGCCUUAAACAUCUACUGUCCAAGCUCUUUGCCGGACUCCACAAUGGCACAAUAGCUGUGUACCAGAGAAAGCCUGGAGAGAGACUUUGGGACCUGGACUCUUGCAGCCCGGUGCCUCUGGGCUCUGAGCCGGUCUGCUGUCUGCUGUCAGUUGAACACACUGUAUGGGCCAGUUGUGCCAACCGAGUCACUGCCAUCGAAGCUUCCUCCCUGCACACACAGAGUUUUGAAGCCCACUCUGACCCAGGCUGCAGCGUUAGCCACAUGGCUCGUUUAGGGGGAGGAGUUUGGAUGGCCUUCACCAAAAGCUCGUCCAUUCACCUGUUCCACAUAGAGACUUUAGAGCCACUGCAAGAAGUCAACAUCUCCACACGCACCGCCCAUCUACCACCAGGUCAAGUUUGUGUCUCCAGCUUACUGAUCUGUAAGGGCCUGCUGUGGGCGGGCACCAGUCAGGGCAUCAUCAUCACCUUCCCCGUAUCCACCCUGGAGGGAAUCCCUAAGAUUAAUGGUAAAGGCACGACGUCUGUGAAUGCUCACUGUGGUCCAGUUGACUUCCUGGUGUCGGCAUCCAGCACGCUGAUCUCUGACUUGCUCAGACAAGACUCUACCCUCAACAGCAGUGAAGUGGGUAUGAAUGGAGAUGGAGAAGAAGACGGACGGGUUAAAGAGCAUGUGAAAGGAGACGAAAGAGGGCACAGCCGGAAGGACAGCAGUUACCGCCUGGACUCAGGAGAUCAUCCGCCGCAGGAACAGAAGCCAAAGCAACUCUUGCUGCAGUACAGCCUCCACUCCACCUGCCAGCUCCCUGGUAAGCUGCUGUCAGCUCAGUCGGAACAGGAGAUCUCGAGGACACCACCGGAGUCACUCGAGCACAGCCUGGAGGACAGCUCCAUCUAUGAAGUGAUCGAGGACCCCGGUGUGUGGGUGAGGGGUCAGCCGGUGGAGCGGGGAGAGGAGGGGGAGGUCAGGCACAGCAGAGGCACCUCAACCGCCAUCUUCUCUGGUGGCAGAGGAUACCGCAGGAUUGGAGUGACGGCCUCUGAAGACACUUGCUCAGACUUGAAUGAAAACACACUGCUGGUGUGGCAACUCCCUUUAACUUUCAGCCAGUGAUAGAAUAUGUCUGGAGUCAAGGACCCAGCAGGAAGAAUGAUAACUAGAUUGUGUUAUUUCUGUACAUUUUGCCUAAAAAAAAAUUGUAUUUAAGCUGAGAAGUAUAACUUCUAACUAUAUUGUAUGUAUAUAAAGACGGUUGGAAUGGUAAAGCCGUGUGUCAGGCUUGCAUUUUGACUGAUAACAGUACCUUUACUCGAGUGUGCGCUGUGCCCGAUGUCUGUGUCAGUGAGGUACGUAGCGUGACAAAAAUGAAACGGUCAGUGCUGGUUAUUUUGCUACUAUUCUAUAUACUAUUACUAUAAAAAAAAUCUCACUGUACUGUAGCAAACCGAACUGUUCCAGUUGAUGGGAAUAUGGCUUAAAAUGAAGGGAAAUAUUCUGGAUAGAGGAGUUGCCAUCUCACAGAACUGAUUCUGUUGUUUCACCCUGUUUUUUAUAGCGCUGUGCAACUAAUACAAAUAUUUGACUCAUCCCAGCCACACAUAUGGAGAAAUGAAUUAUACUAAAUCAAAAAAUAAACAGAAAUGAUGUCCCACAGAUGACCAUGGAUGACACCAUGACAACCGCAGCCACCAGAUUGAAAAGCUUGGGCACUGUCAUGUCAAUGAUUCUUGUAUCAAUCGUCUAGCCUAGUCUCGGCACCAACCUGAACCGUGCCGUGCCGUGGUGAGGCGAGUCCAGGCAAGGCGAGCUGGGACCAUAAUGGAAAAGGGCCAUAAAUUGACCCCAGCCACAGGGGGCCACAUCCAGUGUACUCCUAGUCCCAAGCCCAGAUAAAUGGGAGGGUUGUUUCAGGAAGGACAUCCAGCGUAAAUACCUUUGCCACAUCAAAUAUCUGUUUCAUCCGCUAUAAUGAAUAAUAAAACAAACAAUCAGUAAAAGUAAACACUCAGUAAAUACAAAACCAUGCUUCUCUAGGAUUAAUGACCACUCCAAGAACCUGAUUCUCUUCUUCUUCAUAUAAUGAAUCGCAUGAUCUCUGUUAGUACCGUAUGAGUGGACAGAAGGCUGUUUUACACUAUUCACUCAGAACUAAUAAUGAAUAAUAUAUUACUUUGGUA
Molecule: messenger RNA, 4893 nt
Organism: Solea solea (common sole)
Lineage: Eukaryota; Metazoa; Chordata; Actinopteri; Pleuronectiformes; Soleidae
Product: rho guanine nucleotide exchange factor 10-like protein
Exons: 27
Coding region: 80-3829 (1249 amino acids)
Biological process (GO): SREBP signaling pathway; positive regulation of stress fiber assembly; actin cytoskeleton organization
Cellular component (GO): cytosol
Molecular function (GO): protein binding; guanyl-nucleotide exchange factor activity
Source: RefSeq, a predicted model, not a curated record